AAAAGGAAGUAGCGGUGCGCUGGGGCGCCAGCGGUGACCGCGACGAUAGCGGUGACCGAAGGAGGAGAAGGCGGCCGCGGGCUGGCGGUUAGAGGCGGGGCCGGUUCCUCGGAGCCGCUCGGGACAGGAGUCAGGUGCGGAGUAGCAGGCUGGCUGAGGCCGAAUUGUUUGCAGUCAGCGCGGCGGUUCCAACCAUGGGUUUGUCUGCAUCUACCCCUGCUGUUGCAGUUCAGACCUCAGAUGCUUCAGAUCAUCAGACGGCAUCCCCGCCUUCAGGAUGUCCCAUGCAUGAAGGGAAAAUGAAAGGCUGUCCUGUGAGCACAGAGCCAUCUAACCCAACUUGUGAGAACAAAAUGAACUCUGUGCCCUCCCACCAAGAUCGUGCGUAUGAGUACGUGGAAUGUCCUGUUACGGGCGCUGUGGCUGAGAAUAAGGAGAACCUAGAUCCUUCUAAUCUGAUGCCACCACCUAAUCAGAUGCCGGCCCCCGAUCAGCCGUUUGCACUGUCUACUGUGAGAGAGGAGUCAUCCAUUCCGAGAGCAGAUUCGGAGAAAAAGUGGGUUUAUCCUUCCGAGCAGAUGUUUUGGAAUGCAAUGUUACGGAAAGGGUGGAAGUGGAAGGAGGAUGAUAUUAGUCAGAGAGACAUGUAUAAUAUCAUCAGGAUUCACAAUCAGAACAACGAGCAAGCCUGGAAGGAGAUUUUGAAGUGGGAAGCCCUUCAUGCUGCGGAGUGUCCUUGUGGUCCAUCAUUGAUCCGGUUUGGAGGUAAAGCGAAAGAGUAUUCACCAAGGGCAAGAAUUCGUUCCUGGAUGGGCUACGAGUUGCCUUUCGACAGGCACGACUGGAUCAUCGACCGUUGUGGGACGGAGGUCAGGUACGUCAUCGACUACUACGACGGCGGGGAGGUCAGCCGGGACUACCAGUUCACCGCCCUGGACGUCCGGCCCGCCUUGGACUCGCUCUCGGCGGUGUGGGACAGGAUGAAGGUCGCGUGGUGGCGCUGGACUUCCUAACCGCGGCUUUGUUAGAGAUGGGGAAAGAGAAACUGUUUUUUUCCCAAGCAAUACAUUAAACUAUUUUCCCCAAACUGAAUUGCUCUCAUGAUGUAGUGGGAAUGGCAAGUAGGUGAGGACGCCUUUCACGUCCCGUGGUGAGGGUGCCCUGUGCCGCGUUCUUUGGUUUUUACCUCGUGCGGUCUGUAGCAGGUAGUUGGAGGUUUCCUUCCCACUUGGCCUAAGUGGGAAGCGCGCUCCCUUGGUUUUUCCUUCAGCUGCAGUAUUGCCUGUGUAUUUAAUCUAGAAAAGUGAGCAGCAUCUGAAAAAGAAGGUUUCUUGUCAUGUGAAGAGAGCUGCUUUUCUCCUUACUCUUUCUCAGGAAUACUUGAGACGUAGAUCUGAAAGCCCACGUUCUGCUGAGGAGCUUUUAGCUGGCCAGGUAUUUGAACUAAUACUAUUUAUUACAAAUAAGUAGUUCUGCUUUUGAAAACGUUACCAGCGUCUCACUGUCCCUACAAGAGCAGCACGCCCUUAAGAAGACGCAGAGCUAUCCACUGGCAAUGCCCUCAGCAAAUCGAGAGCGCAUCUUGGCUCCAGAUUCUCAAUUGUGAGAAUUUUUCAGGCUGGACCUUGUUCUAGAAUAGUUUCAACUCCCCCAUGGUUUGAUGAUGCACGUGCAUUGGAAUCUGUGUUUUCACUUUUUAAAAGAUUCUCAUUUUAACUCCCACUACCCUGCUCCGUACCUCUGCUCCCAGCAAGCACGUCUCACUGCCUGCGGCAUUUGACAGUUUAUGCCCCCCCCCUGAGUCCUGCUCCUCCUGCCUGAAGCCCUCCCUCCAGCCGGCCUCACCAGAACCUUGAAGGCUUGGCGCUAAUCGCAGCACCAGGACGGUCCCUCUCGGAAACACGAUUCUAUGUUGUUGAGUGUUAGGAUUUACAAGAAGAGUGUUCUUCUCCAGAUACAGAAUGUUUCAUCGACUCACUGUCUCGGUGCAGAUUUUUUUCAGGGAGCUCAAAGUUUGCCGUUGAAAUUCUUUCUACCAUUGAUUCAUAAACUGGUUGUUCUACCUACAGCAUGUUACAAAUGACUCUUGGGGGUUUUCUUAAGUGUUGAUAAUAUUCUUUUGAUUUCCCUGGAGUCUGGCGUUAAGUUAGUUGAAGGAACUGGCAGUCGAGUGAUUCAUUUGAUACCGAUUUUUUUGUUGUGUUGGUUUUGUGUGGUGUUUUCAAAAUCGAACAACUUGAAAAUCUUCUACAUGUCAAAAUAUUUGUAUAUUUUAAAAUAAAAUAAAGCUGAUUGAUAGUUCCCAGG
Callorhinus ursinus (northern fur seal) is the source of this 2307-nucleotide messenger RNA. It is a transcript of the gene HCCS, whose product is annotated as holocytochrome c synthase. Gene Ontology annotation, cellular component: mitochondrion. Gene Ontology annotation, biological process: cytochrome c-heme linkage. Lineage: Eukaryota; Metazoa; Chordata; Mammalia; Carnivora; Otariidae. Gene Ontology annotation, molecular function: holocytochrome-c synthase activity. The record is from RefSeq and is a predicted model, not a curated record.